AUGGCACCUCUCAAACUCAACUCUCAGAACCUCUCCCAGAUCGCUACCGCCGGCGAAUCCCAAGUCAAGGUCCCGACCUAUGCACGCGGUGGCGCUGUCAAGGAGGGAAUCGUCCAUAUUGGUGUCGGUGGCUUCCACCGAGCUCAUCUGGCCGUCUAUGUCGAUAAGCUCAUGCAAAACCAUGGGGUGAAUGACUAUGCCAUCUGUGGUGUCGGCUUGCAGCCCUUCGACGUGACGAUGCGUGACGUUUUGCAAGCACAGGACGGUCUGUAUACCGUCAUCGAGCGCUCAGCUAAGGGGAGCUUCGCCAACGUUGUCGGCAGCAUCAAUUCAUUCCUCUUUGCCCCGGAUGAUCGUGAGGCUGUUAUUGCCAAGAUGGCGCACCCUGAUACCCAUAUUGUCUCUCUCACCAUCACUGAGAGCGGCUAUUACUAUAACGAAAACACCCACCAGCUGCAAAGUGAGCACCCCGAUAUCCAAUUCGAUCUCGACCCGGCCAAUGCGAGUAGCCCACGUACCACCUUCGGCUUCCUCUACGCUGCCCUAGCCCGCCGCCACCAACAGGGUCUUAACCCCUUCACUGUUAUGUCCUGUGAUAAUAUGCAGAAGAAUGGUUCUAUCACUCGCCACAUGCUUGAGUCGUUCGCCCGCCUGCGAAACCCAGAGCUUGCUAAGUGGAUCUCCGAACAAGGCCACUUCCCCAACGCCAUGGUUGACCGCAUCACACCUCAGACCGCGCCCGCAGACAAGACUGCUCUCGCAGAUAACUUUGGUAUCGAGGACUCAUGGCCUGUUGUUACCGAACCAUUCAUGCAGUGGGUGAUCGAGGACCGGUUCUCCGAUGGCCGCCCGCCAUUUGAGAAGGUUGGUGUUCAGGUUGUGAGCAACGUCCACGAUGUUGAACAGUUCGAAAAGCACAAGCUACGUCUCCUGAAUGGCAGUCACUCUGCGAUCGGAUAUCCCGGACAGCUGGCGGGCUUUAAGUAUGUUCACGAGGUUAUGGAGCAUCCGGUAUUCCGCAAGUUUGUCUGGCAGAUGAUGCAAGAGGAGUCGAAGCCUAACCUGCCCGAUAUCCCCGGCGUCAAUAUCGACGAGUAUUGCCAGACUUUGAUGGAGCGAUUCUCUAACCCUACCAUCAUGGAUCAACUCCCUCGUGUCUGUCUGAACGCCUCUGGCAAGAUCCCACAGUUUAUUAUGCCCUCCAUUGCCGAGGCAAUUUGGGUCACUGGCCCCUUCCGCCGUCUGUGCUUCGUCGCGGCCGCUUGGUUCCAUUAUAUCAAGGGAGUUGAUGACAACGGCAACAGCUUCAAGGUUGAAGAUCCCAUGAUCGAGGAGCUCCAGGCUAAGGCCCAUGCCGGAGGCACAGACCCAGCUGCGAUUCUCAGCAUCAAGAACCUGUUCGGUGAUGAUCUUCGCAGUGAUAAGCGCUUCAUGCAGCAGAUCACCAUUGCGCUGGAGGAGAUUUCCCGGGAUGGUAUUCUGAAGACCCUGCCCAAGUACGUUGACUGA
Penicillium manginii is the source of this 1509-nucleotide messenger RNA. Its product is annotated as mannitol dehydrogenase family protein. NCBI's taxonomy places the organism in Eukaryota, Fungi, Ascomycota, Eurotiomycetes, Eurotiales, Aspergillaceae. Gene Ontology annotation, molecular function: mannitol dehydrogenase activity. Bases 1 to 1509 code for a protein of 502 amino acids. The record is from RefSeq and is a predicted model, not a curated record. The transcript has a single exon.